Molecule: messenger RNA, 3583 nt
Organism: Neocloeon triangulifer
Lineage: Eukaryota; Metazoa; Arthropoda; Insecta; Ephemeroptera; Baetidae
Product: calcium/calmodulin-dependent protein kinase kinase 2
Exons: 12
Coding region: 16-1827 (603 amino acids)
Biological process (GO): CAMKK-AMPK signaling cascade; protein phosphorylation; activation of protein kinase activity
Molecular function (GO): ATP binding; protein kinase activity
Source: RefSeq, a predicted model, not a curated record
UAUCAAUUUUCAAGAAUGGAGUGUUCCCUUGGCACGACGACUAAGGAAAAUAUUGCAGCGACGACGUUUACCGUUCUUCACUUCAGUAGAGCAAUUUCACUGAUUGCGGAAGCCGCCGUCAAAGAAUACCUGGCCAAGGCGUGGAACACGUUGCUCGUCGGCUCAAGACAGUGGCUUCAGCACCACUCGAGGGACAGUCGAGAAGAGGUGAUCGCUUUCAGAAAUGCGCGCACUCCGUCCUUUGAUGGUAAUGGAUUUGGUUCGCCUCCGUGGGUGGGCGCCAACCCUGCCCGGAGGGAAGUUCGGCCGCCCAAGAUUGGAGAUAUUCCACGGCACUGCGCAGUGGAGGAUGACGAAGCGUGCUGCUCGCCGCUCGAACGGGACGAAAGGACGCUGCUGGUGCGCGCCACCGAGCGCCUCAGCCUCCGCCAGGAGCCGCCGACCCAGCUGCCGUGCGACGAGGUCCGCAAGGGCCACCUCGAGCACGCACACUCGGCCAGCAGCCUCGAGCCAAGGGCCAAGGCCGCCCUCGACCAGGCCGUCAGGCCCAUCUACCCCAACAUCCCCUACUCGCCUUAUGGGUCGCCGUGCGCCCCCAGAAGACGGACGCCGCUGCGUCAAAGCUCAAAGGUGGAACGAGGAGAAGUGCAAUUAAACCAGUACCGCUUGGAAGGCAGUCUGGGCCAGGGCUCGUAUGGCAUCGUCCAGUUGGCGUACAACAGCGACGACAACACUCACUAUGCGAUGAAAAUCCUUUCCAAGAAAAAGCUGAUGAAAAAGGCCGGAAUUUAUGGACGCAUGGCGCCUGGCAGAAAAGGGGAUAGUCCCCUGGACAAAGUUUAUCGUGAAAUAGCCAUCCUGAAAAAAUUGGACCAUCCAAAUUUAGUGAAGCUAGUUGAAGUGCUUGAUGAUCCAAUCGAAGACAAUCUUUAUUUAGUUUUUGAGCUUGUUGAAAGAGGAGAGGUCCUGCAGCUUCCGACAACAAAUCCUCUCUCCGAGGAGCAGGCGUGGACAUAUUUCAGAGACGUAGUUCUAGGGCUAGAAUAUUUGCAUUAUCAACGCAUAAUCCACCGAGACUUGAAACCAUCUAAUCUUCUGCUGAACAAAGAUAGUAGGGUGCAGAUCGCAGAUUUGGGUGUUUGCAACGAGUUCCAUGGAACGGACGCUCUACUCUCGGGAACGGCUGGAACUCCGGCUUUCAUGGCUCCCGAGGCUCUCCGUCCAGACCGAGGUGCAACCUUUAGUGGGAAGGCUGCUGACGUCUGGUCACUUGGUUGCACUCUGUUUGCGUUUGUAUACGGAAAUGUGCCGUUCCGGGCCGACUCUGUGCUCACUCUGUACACCCGGAUACAAAAUCAGACACUCACGUUCCCGCUGCGGCCCACAGUAAGCGCCCCUUUGCAAGAUCUCAUUACGCAGAUGCUGCAAAAGGAUCCUGCCAAGCGCAUAACUCUGCCUUCAAUUAAGGAGCACAUUUGGGUGACGAGAAGUGGCAAAUUCCCAUUACCGAGCGAGCAGGAAAACUGCAGAGACGUGGUUGAAGUUUCUGAGGAGGAAAUCAACGCGGUCGUGCGCUCCAUCCCCAAACUGAACACCCUGAUUCUGGUCAAGAGCAUGCUAAAGAAGCACUCAUUCCAACAUCCGUUCUCGUCCAGACGGGCGCUCACGUCGCUGCACAUUGGAACGAAAGAGGAGUUUGCCAGGUCGGGUCGGUCACACUCGGCGCCUGGCGCUUGUGCUGACUGGCACGAAGCAAGGUCCAAAGACGGUGCUCCAGUCUUGCCCUCAGUCACUGAGGCUGGCACCAGUGAUGAGGCUCGGCAGUAAAACUACUAUUUGGCACUUAAACACGAGGCUUUAAACUUUAUUCCGUAAUUUAGCAAGUGCCAAAUUGACUCGUCUCUUAUUAGAAUUUGACUACUUUUACUCUAUAUAAAUAAAAAUUUAGCGCGAUGGAUAUUUAAUGCUAAAAUUAAAGUUAAUAUUUUAUGGCUUUUGCUAUUCAACCAAAUCAAGCCACAAAUUUUUGCACAAAUCUUGGUGUCUUAAGAAAAUCUCUAUUUGUCUUGCCAUUACGUCUCUAUAAAUAUGCUCUUGAUAACAUUUCCUAGAAAAACUCUCUUUGUUCUUAUCUAAUCUCUCUUCUCUCUAAUCAAAUUUUACUCGUCUAAAUUUUAUUGACUGUAGCUGUGCAAAUUAUGCAUUUCCCUUAUGUAACAUUGUUAGCGCUCUUUACUUCAUUGUUACUAUAAAGAAUUAAGAAAAUCAAAUGGUGAAGCAACAAAUCCUAGCCAAAGCUACAAAACUAUUAUAAUAUAUUGUAUCUACACAUACAACAUAUUUUGAAAAUUUCAUGACAUAUAAACUUUUACAGAUAAAAGUGUACUUUAAAGAGUAUAGCUUUAAAAAUGUACUGCAAUUAUAUUAUACUUAAUAAUUAUAAAACAAAACAUGUAGUAGACGUCAUGGACUCAAAAACGAAAGUGACUAUUUAUCAGAGAACUUUCUAUGAGCUGAAGAUUUUUUAUAAACUAUAUGACAAUUAAAAAAAAAAAAUGAAAAUUUAAGCUGGUGAGUAAAAUUAAAACCUAUUGUUAAUGCUUGCCUGCUUUUGCAUAUUAUUAUUAAUCAGAUUCAAUAUUAUACAACAAAAAAAGUACUUAAAACAUUUAGAAAUUUGACAUAUCAGGAUUUUUAUUUAGAAUUUUUUAUUUUUAUUUCAUUUGCAACCAUUUUUAAUGACAGCAUUGUGCCUCAAUCGAUGUGACGCCAAACGAUGGCAAGAUGAAUACAUGAGCAAAUCACAAUUGGAUUCAAACGCUGAGACUCCUUGGUGUGUCGACUGAUCAUUUUACUAAUUAUUAUUCAUUUUAAUAAUCAACACUAAAUCCACAAAAGAAGCAUUUAACACACGGGUCACACAUCUUAUUGGCACGAUGAAGCUCUUUCAUUUUUUUUUAUUCAUUGAUUUUUUUAGAGUUUAAUUUCUACGAUAAUUGUAAUGUAUGAUUGGUCCGUGAGAUUAAUAGCCCAUGUCAGCCCAUGUGUUAUAAUUAAUUGUACACGAAAUAAUUGUGAUUUCAACUACAGAAACCAAAAAUAAUCAAAAGUAGUUUUGGUAUAUUAACUAAAAAUUAUUAGCCAAAAAUGUGUGGGGACCACAAAGAUGUAAAACAACAGUAGAUGGCAGAAAUUUUGAUGUUCCAAUCAAAGGUGUGGUGAAAAAUAAUUCGUGGUAAAUGGUAAAUAAAUCACACAAAACAUUUGAUAGAGAUGGUGAUUUUUUUACUGUUAUUUAUAUACCUGUAGAAAAAUCAAUAAAACUUGAUAAUUAUUUUGUGUUUAACUUUAAAAAGCAGAGCGCAUGAAGGUGAUUUUUUAUUGCAUAUAAUAUGUAUAUUUGUGUACCAAAAUAAUCAAAGUUCUCAUGGUAUGAAAAAGUGUCUUUAUUGUGUAAGCCAUAGAGGUCAAUUUUUGUUAAAUUUUUACAUCCUCAUUGUUAAUAUAUUUGUUUGUGAAAAUUGGAUUAGUUUGUAAAGGAGUUUUAAAUGUUUUUGCCAAUAAACUCAAAAAUCAGAUGUGA